This is a messenger RNA of Penicillium mononematosum, 1101 nucleotides long. RefSeq lists its product as uncharacterized. Bases 1 to 1101 code for a protein of 366 amino acids. NCBI's taxonomy places the organism in Eukaryota, Fungi, Ascomycota, Eurotiomycetes, Eurotiales, Aspergillaceae. Gene Ontology annotation, cellular component: nucleus. Gene Ontology annotation, biological process: regulation of transcription by RNA polymerase II. The record is from RefSeq and is a predicted model, not a curated record. Gene Ontology annotation, molecular function: RNA polymerase II cis-regulatory region sequence-specific DNA binding; DNA-binding transcription factor activity, RNA polymerase II-specific. The transcript is spliced from 3 exons.
AUGAAUCGGAAUUUAGUUCAUCCCACCUCAAUCACAUCCCCGCGAAGGGAGGAUGUACCGUCUCGCGAAACAUCCUCGGUAUACUCUUCGCCCAUUUCUACCUCGUCUCAGGGAGGCCUUUCCCCUAUUGGUCUGGGGAUUACCCACUGCGAAAUCGAGAAUGCAUUCGGUCAACUGAGGGUCUUCCCUCCCGCGCCUACACUACCAUCGCAACUAGUUCCUGGAGCGCCAACUCCCACUUUCGCCGUAUCCUAUGACGAGUAUUCCGGCGGAGCAUGCUACCCACCAGUUUACAAUGGCCUCGUCAACAGUGCUUCGGAGACUUCACUGGGGUUCUACAGCCCCACGACGAUGAGCGCAUCCCCCAGUUACAAUUCCGCCAUGGAUGUUGUCCCUGGCCAGAACGUCUUCCCGAGCCAGAUGACCGACAUGUGGAUGCAGACGCCUUGCUCGGGACCGACAACGCCAUCGGAUGUUCCACCGGGCACUGUGACGAACGGCGCCGCAGGACAAUGGGGCCAGAGUGUGUUUCCAGAUGCGUGCAUGCCCUCCACGAUGCCCCUAUUGUCAGUCAACGAUGUUUCCUACCUUGGGCCGAUGGGAGAGGAGAUUGGAUACGACGGAUCCCCCGGACAGAGCAUGAACACUGGACAAGUCAUGUCUCAACCUCUAGCGCUUGAAGGGACCGAUGGUGCCACGAACCCGAGCGGAAGAGAACGCGGCUCAUCAAAUGACAGGCUAGUAUCUGCCAGUGGCCUGGAAUGUCCGAUUUGCGGUUUCAAAUUCACCCGACGCUCCAACUGCAAGGAGCACCAAAAGAUGCACAACCCUGAAUGGAAGAACAACCAUCCGUGCGAGAUCUGCCACAAGUCGUUCGGGCGAAGCUCUGAUCUCAAAAGACACAUGAACACCGUUCAUCACGGGCUACGGAAGUACAGCUGUGAUCUUUGCGACCGGCGUUUCAGUCGCCAUGACAGUCUGGUUAGACAUGAUUGCGUAGAGAAGCACCGCACCGCUGGCACGUCUACCGGCCAGGCUGAGUCUUCGCUCAUGCCCAGGCCGCGCCAGCGAGCAUCGAACCACCGCCGCUCCGCUAGUUAA